AUGGAGAUGGGUGAGAGGAAGAUAACACCGAGAAGGAGAAAGCCCAUCAAGAAAAGCUAUAUAAAUGAGGGCGCGCAGCUCGGUGCUGUUUUCUGAUUUGAUUACUUUUCAACCUCGUGGUCGCUGCGGUUUGAUUGCUAAAGAUAUUAUGUAAAAACAUUUAUGAAGUUGCAGGCCCUUCGAGUUUCUUUAUCUGACUUCAUUUUUGGUGACCUGCUCCUUGUCGCAACGACUUACUUUCACUCGUCAUCCCUCAGGGUGGCUCUCGCGUGAAUCUUCAGCACUCGGAUUUCUAUUGUGCAGCAAUCCCUUCGUCUGUGGUGAUUUCUCCUGCUGCGUUCCAGCAUCUACGACCGACCAUUCUUUCUUAUGACCCGAGCGGAUAAAGCAACUUUUUUAAGUGAUAAGACCUCAAUUCCUUUUUUCUGAGGCAAAAAGGACAACGCCGCAGGUCUCAGCUGGAGAAGAGCAGCCGCGUCGUGGGUCGAUUUUUAUACUUCAUAAUAUUGCGCCCACCAGAUGCAGUUUUCUUCCAUACUAAAAAUCCGGACGUGCGCAAGUGUGUCUGGCGUCUUAUGAUCCUGAAAAUCUCGCAGUACAUCGGUGGAGUUUGAAGAAGUUACGAUCAAGUGAGGCCGUGCUCAAAACCAUGGAUCUAAAGAUCGCAAACACCUGGAAGAGGUCCAAAGAUCACCGUGAAGAUCUGGCAGCAUCGUUCUAUAUCUUUUAUAGAUCUACCCCUCCCGCUCCUCUUCUUUUCCUCCCUUUGUAUAUAUAUAUAUAAGUAUCUUUUUUUUUCAUUUUUUUAAAUAUCUUUUUUCAUUUUUUUAACGACCUCAAAAUCAUAACAUAAAAAAAAACCGAAUCCAACCACGAUCUUACAAGCAUGGAUUGCCAUCGCCUUCAUUUUUGAUUGAGAUAUCUGCUGCAUUUUUGUCAAAUUGUGAAAGAAAGCUUUGCCGCCGCAUCAAUCUGCAGACGGACGGGCCACAUUCUUCGACGGGGACCUUGAGAAAAUUUGGAGGCUUGUGAUCUCUUAGCUAUUGUUUGGGGCGUUUGAUACAUACAUAGGCACAUAGUUAGACACACUCACAGGCACACUCAUUCACGCACUGCCGCUGACUCAUACACACGCCGCCCGGGAGGUUGGUAGGUCGGUGGGUAGGCUGUCUGGUGGAAGGAUGGGCGCGCGCCUACAUUCGUAGACACAUAGUCACGCACAUAGCUACCUAGGCCGAGCAAGAGCGCGCCCCCACUGAUUAACUGCCAGGGAGGCCGCUGGAUACACAGUGCGAGUGCCGGGUGGGUGCCAGGCAGGGAGACCGCAGCGCAGACAGACACGCGCUUUCUUACAUAGAUACACCCACACAGAGACGCGCACUCACGUCGAAGGGACGGAGACUAGCCGUCCGCCUCCCUGCCUCACUUUCGUCCCUGCACUCUUUCGCACGCUCUUAGUUACUUAGUUUGCUAGAUACAUAGUUCGACACCCUCGCACGUAGAUCAAUCUGGCUAGCUAUCCGGCAGACGUAGACUCUAGGCCAUGAAUUUGCACGUGUUCACUUUCAUAGAUCCGACAGAUUUAUCAGGUGCAUAACAUAGCUACGCGCGGCACCUAGCUACCUAGACCGACCGGCGCGCGGGUCGUUCCCUGGCUGGGCCCAUCGGCGGGCCGCGUGCGCC
Messenger RNA from Amoebophrya sp. A25, 1683 nucleotides. Lineage: Eukaryota; Dinophyceae; Syndiniales; Amoebophryaceae. The record is from the annotation of a GenBank genome assembly.